Messenger RNA from Linderina pennispora, 564 nucleotides. RefSeq lists its product as uncharacterized. Lineage: Eukaryota; Fungi; Kickxellomycota; Kickxellomycetes; Kickxellales; Kickxellaceae. The transcript has a single exon. Bases 68 to 454 code for a protein of 128 amino acids. The record is from RefSeq and is a predicted model, not a curated record.
CCCACCCCAGCAUUCCUUCCUCCUACCUUUGGCAUUACUCGCAAGCGCGCAAACUCUUUGAUUUACAAUGAAGUUCUCGAUCUGCACUCUCGUCAUUGCCGCCACUGCCUCGGCUGCUGUCGUCACCGUCGAGUCCAAGCCUGAGACCAAGGGGGAGGCCAAGGCCGUUGAGCCUAAGGUUGCCGAGUCUGUUGCUGCUGUCUCUGGCGCUGUUCCCCGCACCACCGUCUCUGAGCUUGCCCAUGCCUCCUCCCCCGCAUCACUCGCUACCCCGACCGGCCAGGCUACUCUGACACUGUUCUCGGCUUCGGGUGAGUCUAGUGCUUCUGGCAGCAAAGACGGCCGCACAGCAUCCGCUGCUGCUGCUUCUGGGUCGAAUUCCGCCUCGAAGAGCGGAAGCGCCAUGAUUGCGCUGGUUGUCUCUGCAGCCUUCCUUGCAGCCGUCCAGUUCUAAAAAAUAAAGAAAACAUGCCCACGCUUCUCUCUCAUACUUUCAUCCUAUUCCAGCGCUAUACAUUACUGCCCUCCUCCUCCAGCGAUUAUGUUGACAAAAUAUAUUUCCAG